Molecule: messenger RNA, 353 nt
Organism: Rotaria socialis
Lineage: Eukaryota; Metazoa; Rotifera; Eurotatoria; Philodinida; Philodinidae
Source: the annotation of a GenBank genome assembly
CUGAUGCAACAUAUUAUACAAAAUUUGAUUUUAAAUCUGGUUAUUUCCAGGUACCUCUCUCUAAAGAGGACCGUCCGAAAACAGCGUUUUCCACUCGCGACAAUCAUUAUCAAUUUACAGUUCUUCCACAAGGAAUCACCAAUGGACCCGCCACAUUUCAACGCUUGAUCAAUCGUAUAUUAGGACCCGCAGGUUGGAAAUACGCAUUAGCCUAUAUCGAUGAUGUUGUUAUUUAUUCGAAAACAUUUGACGAACAUUUAUCACAUCUUAAUGAAAGUUGUGGAAUAUUAAAAAAUGCUCGAUUUCGUCUUAACCCAGAAAAAUGUGAAAUUGCUCGAACACAAACAGAUUAA